Molecule: messenger RNA, 3454 nt
Organism: Pocillopora meandrina
Lineage: Eukaryota; Metazoa; Cnidaria; Anthozoa; Scleractinia; Pocilloporidae
Source: the annotation of a GenBank genome assembly
AUGGCCGCGAAUUUACAGAAGGCUGUGUGCAUCGUAACCGGCGGUGCUUCGGGAUUAGGGCGGGCGACAGCCCAGAGACUCGCAAAAUAUGGAGCAAAAGUAGUCGUAGCUGAUCUCUCCUCAAGUGAUGGAGAAAAAAUAGCAAAGGAAUUGGGUGAAAGUUGCUAUUUCGCACCAACGGAUGUGAGUUCAUACUAGAAUGUUUCGUAAUUUUUUGUAACCAAUACGCUCACACGCAUUCUUUGUAAAAGAUUUCCAAAAAAUUUUGUCACAUCGAAAGAUCUCAAGUUUGGGUGCUUUCUAAAUAUUUUGCGAAGCAUCCCUUGUUCAAACUGUGAAGAAUGGAAGCCUUAUCACUUUUGGGAGGUGGGUUGGGGGGUGUGCCUUGUACACCAAGUCUCAUUAGGGUCAGAUACAUUAUGCUCGUAAAAUUCGAGUAUUAUGCUUUUGAGCGUCACCCAAAAAAACCUAGUAUUAUGCCCGAAAUUAUGCUCGAAAAAUAUAGCAUUAUGCUCACCUGAUUUUUAUUGUAUUCAACAUGUUUUAAUAACAACUGUAUGAUAAAACGAUCUCCUGGUCUCUCCAAGAGAGAAGCACAAAUAUUAGAAAGCUCAUGCCUUACUACUUGUUAGUCUUACAACUUGUUAGCAAAAGAAAUAUCUUAUUUACAUAUCUUUUCUACACCUUUUUCAGUUCAAGUUCAAUGAACCUAGCCAUCGCGAAUGCAGCCAAGCCUUUGGAAUAUGAAAUCCUUUGACACACUCGUUACGAUUUCAUGAAAAAUGGAUUCACGAGAUCGUUUUUAUGGUUUUCAUUACUUUUUAUUAUUUUUGCAGAAAAAUAUACCUAUUAUGCCGGCAUUAUGCUUGAUGCUCCAUCCAUAGUAUUAUGCUCAAAAUUAUGCCGGCAUAAUGUAUCUGACCCUAAGUCUCAUUGGUGACCUGUUACUUAAAAGAUGGACAAUAACUUAGAAUCUGUUUGUUUAUUUGAUUAUUUUUGUGGUAUUUCAAGGUUACAUCAGAAGCUGAUGUCCAGCAAGCCAUCAAGUUAGCUAAUGAAAAAUUUGGUCCCCUCAAUGUAGCUGUCAAUUGUGCAGGAAUAGGAAUUGCUGUGAGAACUGUUUCUAAAAAGGGACCACACCCUCUUGAUCAGUUUGAGAAGGUCUUGAAGGUAAAUCCAUAAAAUGUGUUUAUUGCUUGGAGCUCUAAUUUAUCUGUAUUCAACCUUUAACUCCCAAGAUCUGAGUAUGAAUUCCCCCCUCUGGCUGCUACACAUUUCCUUAUUAAUGAGUUUAGAGAAUUUGGUCUUAGAUCAAGAUAACAACUUCUAACUGUUAAUUUUAACUAUUCUCUCAUUACCUGUUUGCUGGAUAAUGUAUUGUAUAGUAUAGGGAGAAGUUAGAUGUGAAACACUUCUGGGAGUGAAAGGGUUAAGUUCUUAAAAUGACAAAAUGCUUGCUGAAAAAAAAUUAAUUUUGUUUUCGUCAAACUGUUCAAAAAGUAGUAGUAUAAACUUGUGAAAACUUGAAGAAAAAUGGCAGUUAUCAGUAACAAUAUUUAUGUGGCUGCCACAGUUGUCCCCACUCAAAUGUCACGGAUGUUUAACCCUUUAACUCCCAAGAUUUAAUAACUAAUUCUCCUUACUGUCUGCCAUACAAUUUAUGUGAUGUUAGUUUGGAGAAUUUAGAAUUGGGUCAACCAAUAGUCCCCUAAUUGAUAUUUUUCUUUAUUCUCAUUACUUGUCUGCUUGAUAUCAUACUGAUAAUGUAAGGAGAAAUUCUGUCUAAGUCACUUGUGGGACUUAAAGGGUUAACUAAUUCAAGGUCUUUUGUCAAUCAGGUUAAUACGGUUGGGACUUUUAAUGUCAUACGACUUGUGGCAGAACAGAUGACACAAAAUGAACCAAAUGAGGGUGGAGAGAGAGGGGUGAUUAUCAACACUGCGAGUGUGGCUGCUUAUGAUGGCCAGAUUGGACAAGCUGCCUACUCAGCGUCUAAAGGUGCAAUUGUUGGAAUGACUCUGCCAAUAGCUAGAGAUCUUUCCAAACAUGGAAUCAGAGUUAACACCAUUGCUCCAGGUGGGUCAUCACUAGGGAUCAGUUAUUAUUAACUAUUCAAAGUAGGUGGGUGUCUUUAAAUUAGUGUGAUGCAUUAUCCUCACCAGUGUCAUACUGCUUUUUUUAACUAGCAAAAUUGCUUUGUGUGACUUGUGAAAAUGGUUGACUUGUUAAAAAAUAUUGUUUAACCAAAGCUAGGUGAUUUGCACUGGGUUCUUGGGUACAUCGUUCUAUGUUUACAGCACACUCUUGUUUUCCAAUACUCCAGGAAGUUUGCAUCAAUCUCCUUUCAGUUCUCAUUGACUCUGAGGGGUAUUUUUCUUUACUCUGAUUUACUUUAGUUGCUUUUCCUUGGUUCUGGUUUUAUCAAAAAAUUAUUUUCACCCUUUAACUCCCAAGAUCUGAUUGUUAAUUCUCCCCUCUAGCUGAUACACAUUUCCCUGUAACUUAGUUAUAAGAAUUUGGUGUUAGAUCAAGACAACAACCUGUACCUGAUAAGUUUGAGAAUUCUUAUGAACUCUUUGCUGGACAAGGUAUGGAUAUUAUGGGGAAAAGUUACAUGUUAGUAAUUAACUCCCAGGAAUAAUUAUUACUCCUGGGAGUUAAAGGGUUAAUUCUUAUCAAUAUCUUGUGUAGGUGAAAAUGAGUGGAAAUCAAGGGGACAUUAUUUGACUUGAGGAUAUAAUUUUUGACCAGAUAUUUUCCUUUCAAUGAACAUUUGACCAAAAGUAUGGCUUGUAAUGUUUUAGGACUUUUCCUGACUCCUCUGCUGAUGAGUUUGCCUGAGAAAGUCAGGGAUGAGCUGGGUAAAACUGUUCCCUUCCCAAGUCGUCUGGGUGAUCCUGCAGAGUUUGGACAUCUGGUACAGAGUAUUAUCGAGAACCCAAUGCUAAAUGGUGAAGUUAUCAGGCUGGAUGGAGCUUUACGCAUGCAACCUUGAUGUCAUUUCAUUUUGGCCAAAUUUUGACUUCUUUCAAAUGAUUAGUCAGCUAGAAAUGAUUUCAUGUGAUAGGUGAGGUAGAUAAUUAACUUCUAGAACAAUCUGUAAGUUGCACAAACAUGCAAAACUGUGGACAUUCCAGUUAACUUAUUGUAGAGAUUAUUAUUCUCUAGAACAGGGAUAGGUGAGUGGAAUGUCAAUGGUUGGAGGGGAGGAGGAGAGGGACAAACUACAUUUGCCCUUCCCCUCUUAUCCUGUCAUGUCUGCUGUCUCUCUGGAAUACCAAUAAUUAAUUUUCACACAUGCAGCUCAGAAAAUAUAUUACUACUGAAAGAUUUUAAGCAAACCAGUAUAGUAAUAAAUGAAUAAACGCGCAUGUCUGUUGUGACUAUGAAUAGUUUUUCACAUUUUUAUGCAUAUAUUAUUAGAUUUCCAUCCUCAUAUAAAUAUGGAUUUUAU